UUUUCUUCUCUAGCAGCACUACGUGUACUCCAGAGCAUUCAAGAAGCUCUCUCUCUUUUUCUCUCUCUCUCUCACACACACAAAGAUCGUCGGUGGAUGGCAAAGACUAGAGGGCAACCUUUUCAAUCGGCGUUUACGCAUACCUGUCCUCCUUCCACCACCGCAUAUCUUCAUUCUUCUCCUCCUUAUGUAUGUCAAUUUGACAGCAUAACAUAAACUCUUGUUUUCAAAAAAGGGGGAAACAUACAGCCAAAAUCCUAAAACCUUGAACUUGGUCCCUUCGUGAAUCUUCCUGAUGUCUCAGACUACUACUACUACAACAACAGUGCGUGAGCUUCUUCCAGAAGACGUCGUGGAAGACAUCCUGGGUCAUCUCCCAGUGAAAUCCUCAACCCGAUUCAGGGGCGUUUCGAAAUCUUGUGACUCCAUCAUCACUGACACCACUUUCAUUACCAGACACUUCAAGCUCAACCUUAACCAAUCAGAAUCAUUGAUAUCCACAAACACUCACAGUGGGUAUUUGCUAUAUACUACAAAGGAUGAGAAUAGUUCACCAUCUUCUAAACAAUUGUGUACGGCUGUUUGCAACAACGACCGCACAUUGACCCAGGUUUCUAGCUUUGAAAUCCCCGCUUUUUUUGACGAAUGCAAAAUAAUUGGUUUCUGUAAUGGCUUGCUCUGCCUAGCUAGUGAUGAGAAAGAACUUUGUCACAUUAUUUAUCUGUGGAACCCAAGUAUUAGAAUGUUUAAGAAGCUUCUAGCUACUCCCUUAACUGACGAGGAUACCAUCUCCGUUAUUGGACUUGCUUAUAAUUCUCAAAAUAAUGACUUCAAGAUUCUGAGACUGCUGUCAGUUUUUUUGGGAACAGAGGCCGAGGCCGAGAUUUACAGUUUGAGUACAGAUUCCUGGAGAAAGGUUGUAAUAUCGAUGGAGAUCUUAGGAGGGUAUGAACCCAACUUUGGAACUAUUGAUAUUUAUCCACCCUGUAUAUUUUUUAAUGGAGCUUUGCACUCUGUAGCAGCCAGUAGUCACCACGUUUUCAUUCUGUCCUUUAACGUCAAUGAUGAGAGUUUCCGUGAGAUAAAGUGGCCUCCUACUUUCUUGUAUUGUGUGCCUGGAUAUUUCACUGAACUUGCAUUGUUCAAGGGAUCCCUGGCUGUUUUCAUUUACGGAAAUAAUCAUCAGGGUGUCUUAUGCCACAUAUGGGUUAUGGAGGAGUAUGGUGUGGCCGAAUCUUGGACCAGAAAAUAUAUGGUACAAAUGGAUUGGUUUUGGGAUGGUCAUUUCUUUGGCUUUGCUGAUAAUGGUGAACUUUUGAUUAAGAAUGCCUUGGGGCUGGUUUCAAUUGACCUUGAGAGUCAAAAUCGGAACAUUCUUGCAAUUGAAGGUGCUGAUUGGGUGGGUUCCACAACUAAUUCGAUGGAGAGCUUGAUUUUACUCGAUGGUGAGUAGCAAGGAAGAUGGUUUAAGCACCUGCAAAACAAGCAGAAUAAAUUUUGUUGAUCUAGCUGGUUCAGAGAAACAAAAGUUAACUGGUGCAGCAGGGCCUCGUUUAAAGCUAACUAGGAAUAUUAGUAGAUCCCUUUCACAGCUUUGGUAUGGUGAAACAUAUCUUCUUUAUUGUCUUUAACGUGAAGGUGCAUUUUUCUUAUAGCUUACCAGUUGGUCAAUAUUGCUGUAUGGACAAAUCUGCCAAAAAUAUAUAUGAGCAAUUAGGUUUAA
Messenger RNA from Quercus lobata, 1723 nucleotides. RefSeq names its product F-box/kelch-repeat protein At3g23880-like. Gene Ontology annotation, molecular function: protein binding. The record is from RefSeq and is a predicted model, not a curated record. The transcript is spliced from 2 exons. NCBI's taxonomy places the organism in Eukaryota, Viridiplantae, Streptophyta, Magnoliopsida, Fagales, Fagaceae. Bases 296 to 1453 code for a protein of 385 amino acids.